Schistosoma curassoni is the source of this 776-nucleotide messenger RNA. The record is from the annotation of a GenBank genome assembly. NCBI's taxonomy places the organism in Eukaryota, Metazoa, Platyhelminthes, Trematoda, Strigeidida, Schistosomatidae.
AUGAAUUAUUUAAUUAUUCCUGGAAUUGACAAAUUUAAAACUAUUGAAAGUGAAACAAUGAAACAUAUAAAAGAAUUUACUGAAAUUACUACAGAACAUAAAAAAUAUGAUCAUGUUUUACCUUUAUCUAAUGUUAAUGAUAAUAAUAAUAAUAAUAAUAAUAAUAAUAACAUUGAUAAUGAUAAAAGUCAAUUUGAUAUAAAUAAGUUUAUCAAUCCAAAUCAGAAUAAGAUUAAUGAUUAUUCUGUUGAUUUAUCUAUGGAGAAUAAACAAAUAGAAACUUUAUCAUCAAAUGAAAAGUUGAAUAAACUAAAUCAUCAAAAAUAUGAUAUUUCGCCUAGAAUGAAUCAGAAACAAGUAAAUAAUAGUAAUAUACUGUUAUAUAAAUAUUCUCAUAAAGAACAAGAUAAAAUAGCUGCUGCCAAUAAUAAUAACAACAACAAUCCGUAUGUGUCAAAGCAUGUUGAUAUUCAAUCAAAUGAAGAAUUUCUAUACAAUAAACAGAUAAUUAAAAGUCGUCAAUCUUCAAGUUAUAUUAUUCUUCGUCCACGGAAAAUAAAGUAGUGAUAUUGAUGAUUUUCUUUAUAAUAUAUAUUCACUGACCAAUGGUUAUUAUCAUAGUAUGCUGAAUUUUGGACAGGAACCUGAUGUGUAAUAUUGAGGGUGAUCAAUGAGUGUAGACAAACAGUCAAAUUAUGUGUGAUUUCCUUUCUUGUUAUUGACUUAUUGAGUGUGACUGUUGGUAGUUGUAUUGAAUAAAGUAUUAUCUAGUGUUA